Messenger RNA from Spodoptera littoralis (African cotton leafworm), 2483 nucleotides. Lineage: Eukaryota; Metazoa; Arthropoda; Insecta; Lepidoptera; Noctuidae. The record is from the annotation of a GenBank genome assembly.
UUUGGUAGUUGUUUACAUUAAAUUCCUAAUUGAAAACUCAAAGAUACGCCGGUUAUUGUACUCGGCAUACUUAGGUACGUCUGAACGGGCAAUUGCAAAUUGCAAUGUGUCAUAGCCUGUCUGCUUUUUAUAAUCAUUAUGUCCUUGUGCUUCGAAAACUCAUUCCAUUUCCAAAUCAGUAAUAAACAAACGAGCGUCGAGCUCGGACGUGUUCCUAAGCAUUUAUUUUAGUUAACUAAUUAAAUAAAUACGAAAACAUCACAUAAAUGUAAAUGAAACAUCGCAAGUGUUUGUGUGUAUAAUGUUUCUGUAAAAUUAAAUUAUUUAUUUCAUAGAGAAUCACAAGAUAUGAGCUUAGUUUUUCGCACUUUAUUGAUAAGAGCAUAAUGGAGAACGGAAACAGAAAAAAGCUCUACUUGGUCACACUGUCAGUGUCCAUGGCAAUGAUGACACUUGGAGUGUCUUCGGCCUGGCCGACACCAGUGCUACCGAAGUUCAAGAACAACGAGACCAAUGUAGAUAUCAAUGCGUAUGAAAUGUCAACGAUGCUGGCAGUAAAUCCCAUAGGUUUUGCAGUGGGUACAUUGGCUACUGGGUACCUGGCUGACAGGUUCGGGAGGCGAGCUACUAUCCUGGGAAGUGCUAUACCUAUUGCUCUUGGCUCGAUAAUCGUCGUGUUUGCUCUAAAAGCAUGGUUGUUAUGCAUUACGUCAUUCUCAUGGAGCUGUGGGACGGGAAUGGUCAGCACAGUAAGCAAUUACUACCUAUCAGAAAUUGCUGACAAGGAUGUGAGGGGUACACUAGCAGUCAUUACGGGAUUCAUGUUCAAGUUUGGGACACUUCUGACCAUGAUUUUGGGUCCCUUCCUCCCUUAUGAGACCUUAAACCAGGUCAUGUUGGUCCUACCCUUUCUAUUCUGUGCUAUGUGCUACUGGAUCCCGGAGACGCCAUAUUUCCUUUUGAAAAAUAACAACCUGGAAGGUGCUCGAUCAUCACUAAGAAUUUUAAGGGGAUAUAAGGAUGAGAAGGUUUUAGAAGAUGAACUGCUGGCGUUACAAGCUAAUGUAAGAGAUGAGAUGAGGCACUCCAGCUCUGUGAAAGAGUUAUUUACUGGAGGACAGUACAGAAGAGCUAUUAUAAUAUCUGUAGGUCAGUACAAUUUUAUUGAUGAUUUGACACACUCGGAAACCCAAAAUAACGGCCUACCAUUGGCAGAUGGGCAGCAGCAUUCUCGAUUAAAGUUGACACAAAUGAUGACUGGUGCUGUAGUUAUAAGGCAAUACUUGGGGUGGAUCAUUGAAGAGACCAAGUCGGAUAUGAAGACAUCGCUCGCCCUCAUCAUCUAUGGUGCAGUCUCUUUUGUUGUCGGUAUGAUGUCUUCAGUGCUAGUAGAUAGAGUGGGUCGUCGACCACUACUCAUCUUCUCCUACAUUGGCACUGGAGUUUCCCUGGGAGCCGUCGGCGUUUAUUUCUUCAUGCAAGAAGUCCUUGCGGUCACUACUAGCACCCUAGCCACUGUCAGCUUCAUACCACUCCUCGGUAUAAUCCUGGCCAACGUCAUCUCCACUGUAGGCUUCAAUUCCCUCAUCUACAUUAUCCCUGCAGAAAUAUUUCCUAUCAAUAUAAAGGCUAUUGCUAUUACCUGUCUCAACCUCUUUUCUGCGGCUUUAGGAUUCGGUAUAGGGCUUGGAUACCAGAGAGUCAAAGACUUAUGUGGCUUGACGACUAUAUUUUGGAUCUUUGCUGCCUUCGCGUUUGGUGGAGGCGUGUUCAGUUACAUAUUUGUAAUGGAAACCAAGAGGAAGGAUCUGAGAGAGAUACAGGCAGAGUUACAAGGUGAUAAAUAUAACGUUGUUCCCCAAAAUGAUAAGUUAGAAAGUACUAAGACUAAAGACGAAAGUGAAGAAGCCACUGAAUUAAAGGAACUUAAAAGUUAAAGAUACACCUUGAGGCUAACAAUAGCAAGUAUUGCUGUUUCUUAUUUUAUGUAUGUGUUCAUGCAUCAAUCUCUAAACAGUUGUGUAACUAUGUCCAUUGGAAACUGCAGCAAAUUAAACGUAGCAGAUUUUCUUUAGGCACCUUCAAUGAUGCAAAGGUUUCUUCUUUGAGUUGAGAGUUCAUAAAAGACAGGACAUAGUUACGCUUUUGUUUUACUCCGUAAAUAUCUCAACAUCAUCACCAAGAUAUUUCCUUACAUCACAUUUUUUUGUUGAAAUAGUAGAAUUAAGUGAUUCAUUGAAGACUGGUAUAGAUUUAAAUAAUCACAAACACAAUGAACACAAUAGAUCUCUAACGCGGAUUUGUUUCGUUUUUAUACUAGUUAUUUUUAAGGUCAUACGUAAAAACGGGGUCUUGGGCUCGAGUUAAACCAAAGUUAUAGUGCUCGAAGUUGUAUCCUUAAAACAAUUUGGUUGACCAUCCGAUUAAUGUUCGAAACUAAAACCGAUCAAUCCAAAUUCUCCGAAUAGAUUUAAGUUUCUGAC